Messenger RNA from Ochotona princeps (American pika), 1037 nucleotides. RefSeq names its product solute carrier family 66 member 3 (gene SLC66A3). The record is from RefSeq and is a predicted model, not a curated record. Lineage: Eukaryota; Metazoa; Chordata; Mammalia; Lagomorpha; Ochotonidae. The transcript is spliced from 7 exons. The coding region runs from base 100 to 708 and encodes 202 amino acids.
CGGAGCGGAGCAGGGCCCAGGGCGGGUCGCCGGUCUGGCCCGGGCGGGACAGGCGGAAGGAGUCUGCGGAACCGGCAGCAGGAGCAGGCCGGCCGCGCCAUGGAGAGCGCGGUUCUCUGGUUUUGCAACUGGAGCACGCUGGGCGUGUGCGCCGCGCUCAAGCUGCCGCAGAUCCACGCGCAGCUGGCGGCGCGCAGCGCGCGGGGCAUCAGCCUGCCGAGCCUGCUGCUGGAGCUGGCGGGGUUCCUGGUGUUCCUGCGGUACCAGUGUUACUACGGGAGCCCGCUGCUCACCUACCUGGAGUACCCCAUCCUCAUCGUGCAAGAUGUCAUCCUCUUGCUCUGUGUCUUCCACUUCAAUGGGAACAUGAGGCAGGCCGGGCCCUACGCCACCGUAUUCGUUUCUUCCUGGUUUGUCCUGGGUCUGCAGAAGUGGCUCAUCGACCUGGCCAUGUACUUGUGCACGUUCAUCAGUGCGGCCAGCAAGUUUGUGCAGCUCCGGCACCUGUGGGAGACGCAGGACUCGGGGGCCGUGAGUGCGCUGAGCUGGGGCCUCUCUGCGUACACCUGUGCAGCGAGAAUAAUAACAACACUGAUGACCACCACUGAUUUUGCAAUCCUCACCCGCUUCGUAAUCAUGCUGGCUUUGAACAUCUGGGUGACCCUCACAGUGCUUCAGUACCAGAAGGCCAGAAGCAAGGACAAAUGAGGACACCAUCGCCACCCCCCCGUGUGCUGGGAAGGCCCCGUGGACAGGGUGGCUCCUAGCUACACCGCUCCUAAAUGCAGUCAAGGGUCCCAGUGACUGCGAAGGCCUUGUUUAGAUGCCAUCCCAUGGCUCUCCCCACCUCUGCAGGUGCUAUUGGCUCAAGCUGUGGGUUGACAAGGGCAGGACGCACAGGAGGGGGCCCAGUAGCCCGAGCCCCUCCUUCUUGGAUGUGAUUUCAUUCUCUCUGAUGAACUAAUAACUACAUCUAUUUUCCUGUGUUCAGAAUCUUUAGAGAAAAACCUUCACCACACCAAUGAACACGAUCCAUU